Molecule: messenger RNA, 5022 nt
Organism: Arctia plantaginis
Lineage: Eukaryota; Metazoa; Arthropoda; Insecta; Lepidoptera; Erebidae
Source: the annotation of a GenBank genome assembly
AUGGAAAGUGAAGAUCUAACGAAGCCAGGCAUGGAUUCCCAGGGCUCUGAUGAGCUCGGGCAAUCGGCAACAUUCAAAUUAGAGGCAAAUAAGUCAACAAUCAACAUUCCAAUACCACAAACUUUAAAUCCAAAUUCUCCAACAACAUUUAAAUUGAAGCCUUCAGUAAAAGGAGUGGAGAAUGCAAAGAAGAGAUUGAGAGCAUUCUCUAUUCAAAAGAAGACACCUAUCACAGCAUUAUCUGUAAACAAAUCUGUAACUGGAAAUAAAACAUCAGGCAGCGGCAGUACUGUAUUCAUUGGAAAGCUUAGUGGAGUGAAAGUCACUCCCAAAAGUGAAGAUGCAGAACAAAAGAAGUUACCAAAACCGCCAAAACCUGGUCACAGCAAGAAGUAUUUACAAGAUUCUUACACAGAUCUUCAAAAGCGCACUCUAUCAGAAAUUGAAGAUAUGAAACGUAAGAUGGAACUAGUCGACCUUGGUAUACCUUUAGGUCUCAUCUGUCCUACUGCUCAGAAUGAAAAGGCUAUGCCCACUAAAGCUAUGCCACCUAUCAAGUCAUUUUUGGAUCCAGCCAAGCUAGAUGCAAUUAUCAGCGAAGCUAAAAAGGCCAAGGCUCAAGGUAAAGAAUUCAAAUUUGACUACCAAAAGCUAUUGCCUGAUUAUGAUAAUCCAUUCCAACGCAAAAAAGAAGAAGUAGAUGCUAUAAGAAAGCAAGAAUAUGAUAGAGAAUCGUAUAAAAAGCAUGAUAAAGAAAGGCGAAAGAGCGACAAGUAUGACAGAGAUUCCAGACAGCAUUAUUCCCAUAGAAAAGAUGAACGGGACAGGCGCAGAGAUGAAAAAGACACCUUUAGAGAGAAAUCUAGAGAGAAAGAAACUAAAAAGGAGGCCAAAAAAGAAACGAAGAAGCCUGUUGAAAAAGAAACCGAUGUUAAUUUAAAUGAUUAUCUUGUUUGUGACAGUUGGUCAUUAGAAAAUGAAGAUAAGACCAACAGUUCAAGUCCUAAGCACCAGGAGACACCACAAUCGGAAGAAAACAAAACAAAAGUCGUUAAAGAAAUUGCCACGGAACCUGAAGAAGUAAACUCUAAACUAAACGUAACUGUAAGCGAGAAAAAGGUACCAAAUGACAGCCCUAAAACUACACCCGUCAGAAAAAUAAAAAGACUUCAGCCCGUGAUAGAUUCUUUCAAAUUUGAAAUUGACCCUGACGAAGAUGAAGUUCUUGAUAUAUUUGACGAGAAUUCAGAAUUAGAAAAGUAUACAAAAGUAAAACAAAAGAAAGAUGAAUACGAUUCUCCUUUUGGUAAAAUAUUUGACCUCGAUCAAUCAAGCAAAGAUGCCUCAAAUGAUGCUUUAACUGACGACACGUUCUUAGAAUCAGUUAUAAACGAGAUUAAACAAGACGUGAUGUGUGACGAAGCGAACGACGAUGCCAGUCAGGAUAAAGGUUUAGUUGAAUAUGACUCCCCGACAAGAGAUUGCCCGACUCCUAAAGAUGCACGAUCUGUGACUCCUGAAUUAGAUGAUAGGAUGCGUGAAGUCCAAUCAAGUAGGAGCGACUAUUCUGAUGGAUAUAGGUCGACAGAAAGUGGAUAUAAGUCUACAGAGAGUGGAUAUAAAUCGAAUAAUUCUUACAAGUCGGAUAGUAAUAGUGAUAACUAUAGAAUGUCAAUGGAGAAAGAAUUGGUUAAAAUGCCUAAGGCGACAGUCGACUCGUUGGAGAUCUGGAGUUUUGUACUUAAGAUCUGUCAGCCCUUGCUCUUUAGGCAUGAUAGAAAUAAGUGUUAUAGAGAGACACACAGUCUUCCCAAGAUAUGGUACACAGUGAAUCCCAAGCUGUGCUCCUGUGUGAAAGACCGCGCCAUUGUUUAUGAGGAGCUGGAGACGUGCAAGAUGGGCCUCGUCGACAGGGUGUAUGGCUGUGACCAGAUUCAAGAGUCAGAAUUCCCCAAAGCCCGCGGCUGGUAUCCUCGAUUUGCCCAAUGCUUGUUAGAGUCUACCACUUUGACGACGGUAGCGCCCUCUAUCGAGUGGGAAGCUGAUGAUAGCCAAACUGAGACGCCCCUUGUAAAGGAAAAAUCGUAUAAGACGAACAGGUCCACAACACCAGUCAGGAGCGAAGAGAUUUAUCUCGACAGAGAAUAUCAGAGAUUUAUGGAAGCGGUAUGGCCCGAAGUGGCGGAGACUAGGGUAGGAACUCCUCGCAGCACCACACCCGUCAAACAAGAUGCUCGUAAGAAGAAAGCUGAAGAUACGAAGGAUGAUGACAAGAAGAAGGCAAAGAAGAUUAAGCUGUGCAGCGAGGGAUGGAGUCAGGAGUCAGACGUUGAAGAAGAUAUUGAGAAGACUAAGAAGACGAAUAAGAUCCAGAAGAUGGAUAAAGUGAAGGUGCGCAAGCGCAAACGCUCGUCGUCUUUAUCUGACAGCGACAGUAACAGUAAUAAGAAACGAAAGGCGAGUAAGAAGGCGACUAAAAAGACAAAGUCGAAAUUGACGAAGCAUCGUCGUUUAAGCAAGAAAUAUUUGAAGAAGUUAAAAGAUAAACAAAAGAAAAAGAAAAGAUUUAAUUCAGACGACGAAGAUAUGGAUAAAGAGAAUAGAAAAAGAGAAAAGAAACUCAAAAAGAAGAAACUACAAAAGAAAAAGAAAACUCAAAAAAAGAAAAAGUCUAAAGCUAGUUCUUCCAGCAGUUCAUCGUCAACAUCGUCGUCUUCUUCUUCUGAGACUAGUUCGGACUCAGAAUCUGACACUGAAAUAAGAAAAAAGAAGAAGAAAUCUGAUGUAAAAAAGAAGAAACGAAAACAGUCAUCCUCUGAGUCAACACAUAGCGAAGAUCUAUUUGAUGUCAAUGUUUUGAAUAACAUCAAAACAGAAAGGUUAACUGAUGAUGAAAAGAAGCUAGAAUUUUCAAACAGAAAACAGAAGCCUAGAGAAAUUAUUAACGUUAAAGAGCUUCAGAAUGAUUUUGUGGGUAGUGUACAAAUAAAGAAAGAAGUAGAAGCAAUUGCUGAGAAACAAAAGAUACAAGAGCUUGAACUAGUGACACAGAGAGAGGAAGAGUUUGUUACUGACACUCACUCACAUAUCACAGAAAAUAAUUCUGAAAGUAUAUCUCUUAGUCUAGCAGAUAGAGUUUGUCCAAGUGUAACUAAAACUGUUAGCCAAAGUAUAGCUGAAACUGUUCCUCAAAAUGAAAACAAACCUUUUUGUCAAAGUGUAACCGAAAGUGUUUGCCAAAGUACAGCAGAAAAUGAGCCUCAAAAUGUAAACAAAACUCUUUGUCAAAGUGUCAAAGACAUUGUUUGUGAAGAAGCAAGGGACAGUGCUUCUCAAAGUUUAAACGAAAGUGUAAUAGAUAGGGACCCUAAAACAGUAUCUGAAAGUAUAUCUCAAAAAGUUCCUGAAAUUGUUCCCACUGUUGUAUCAGCAACGAUUCUUGAAAAUAUUCCAGUACCUAAAGAGGAACAAAUUACGCAAUUUAAGGAACCUCUAGACAUAAACCGGUUAACACCUUCAGACAGGCCUGAUGUUACACAACCAGAAGAGCUCUCACAGUGUUCUUCUCAAGAAUCCACCGCCAGCAAAGAUCCUUAUGAAAAAGACGACAGCCACCUUCGACCGUCGUCUCAGAAUUCUAACUACAGUUUCAAUGACGUCAUCAACGCAAGCCAUAAUUAUCAAAAAGAAGAAGAAGAUAAAUUUGAGCAGGAUAACUAUGAGGAUGGGAACUAUGAAAUGUACGAACAAUUGGCCAUGGCGUAUCAGAGCGAUGUCGCUAAGCAGGGUAACUUUCAGUCCCCGGUGGAGGGACAGCCCCAAGGCCAGUGGUGGGGCUCGCAGCGCAUCGAGACGGUGGUGCGCGUGCGCGCGCGCGGGGAGAUCAAGUGCGACUGGCGCGCCGGCUGCCCCCCGCCCUCCACCGCCGCGCUCGCCCCGCACCGGCCCUCGCGCUGGGGUUUAAAGCCGGGCGAGGUGAAUAUAGUGUUAACGGGCGGUAACAACGAAGUGUAUCCGAUACACAAUGUCGUGGAGCCAGUGUACCAGAUACAAACCCUCGCCAACAAUAGAGUGGACAACAGUAGUACGGGAAGUUAUGACGAAGCUUACGAAGAUAUGUACGGUGCAUCAGAUCGGCUGCAGUACGGCGACUGCUUCGCCACAGACGUUCCUCAGAUUGACAUAUCACCAACCUUAAGCGAAUCCAAGAAACCUCUCACCACUACUAGCUCACUAGAUGAAAGGAUCGACAGGGCCUUAAGGACCACAGUGCUCGGUGAAGUGGCCAAAGACACCGAAGAGCCGGAUGCCGACAAGGAAGCUCCAGAAAAGGGGAUACUACUCACUAAGGCAAGUCGUGGUGUCAAGCGAGUGAGUUUCGCAGACGGAUACAAACCGGGACAAGAUUCUGAUGUAGAGGAACCGCCAAAGAGGAAAAAGAAACCUCGUCGCUUCGGAUGCGCCUGGCCGUGUCCAGCCUCUCACCCGGACCACGUGCCUCUCUGGGACGCUUUACCACCUCCACCACCUCCCCCCGGCUCACCGCCACCCUUCUUCACUCAACAAGCGCCCAAUAUGCUGCCGCAACAAAUGAUCAUGCAACAACCACCUCCGAUGAUGCAGCAGCAAUCGUCACAAAUGUUGCAGCAACAACCACCACAGAUGUUGCAGCAACAGCAAUCACAGAUGUUGCAGCAACCGCCACCGCAAAUGUUGCAGCAACAACCACCACAGCUUUUGCCGCAACAAACGCCACAGCUUUUACAGCAACAACCUCCACAAAUGUUACAACAACAGCCUCCACGAAUGAUGCAGCAACAACCACCGCAUAUGAUGCAGCCUCAGCCGCCUCAAAUGAUUCAGCAGCAGUUAAUGCAACAGCAGCAACUAUUGCAACAGCAAGGAAUAAAUCCAGCGAUGUUGCAAGCACCGCCCUUUGCGAUGGGCCAGAAAAUAGAUCCUAAUGUGUCGCUACCUAACUUCAUGCCGCCCGAGCCGCCCCCCGGCCUCAUAUCUUUCUAA